This is a messenger RNA of Cyclospora cayetanensis, 2568 nucleotides long. RefSeq lists its product as uncharacterized. Gene Ontology annotation, biological process: RNA processing. The record is from RefSeq and is a predicted model, not a curated record. The transcript has 16 exons. NCBI's taxonomy places the organism in Eukaryota, Apicomplexa, Conoidasida, Eucoccidiorida, Eimeriidae. Bases 1 to 2568 code for a protein of 855 amino acids.
AUGGUUUGUACUAAAGACGGUGCCCUUACAGCCGGAUCCCCUCAGAAGUCUUGCGGUCCGCGUGCUGUGAGCAUUACAGAGCGUUCUGCAAGUCUGAGAGGUGUAGCAGGAAAGCAGGCUUCCACGGAGGCUCACGCACGACGUUUUUCGGGAAGAAGGGGUGCUCCAACACCUGCAAGGGGGCAAGGCUCCGAGGAUGGGGCCAGUGCCUCAUGGAGUCGGUGGCUGACGACGACUUCCCGCCUGCCCUCCCUUGAUAGUGCAUGCAAGCGUCUUCAGCCCCUGCUGGCGUAUUCGCGUGCUGGCUCUGCUGCGACAUGGCUUCAUUAUUCUGCCUGCCUGCCUGCAAAGUCUGCGAGGACGUUUGGACAGGCAGCAGCACAAGCUGCAACAGAGGGUGCUGCGACUCCCGCCAGCACCUCGACCACCACGCCAUCCAUCUCAGGGGCCUCCCUUGGCUCCCUUAACGUCGUUAGAAAUGCAGGGGAAGGCGAUAUCCUGCGUGGGCUGAAGGUGGGAGCCCUCACGUGGACAGGGGAAGGCCGCAUUCGGUUGCUGUUGCAGCGAUGGAGCUUUGAGGAUACCGCCUUUUUUCAGCGUCUGCUUCCUGGACAGACCGUCACACUCCGUGUGGAGGGCAUACAUUCCAAGAAGGGCAAGUGCACGGUGACGCUUCUUGGAACGGAAAGCCCUGCCCCUGGACAGCGGCCGCCUCCCUGCGCUCACUUCCAUGAGGGGUGCAGUGGCUGCCAGUUCCUGCAUCUCAAUCCACCGUACCAGUGGAAGGCGAAGCAGCAGCUUGUAGCCCACCUGCUGCACGAGCUGCUUACUGCGCAAAGGCAACAGGCCCAAGUGGAUGGCAUCCCGUGUAGAGAGCCGGAUGUUGAGCCACUCGUCCGCGCACGCAGCGACACGCAAUUUUCUGCGAAGGCGGACUUGCUGGUACAGCACAUGCACGGGAAGGCAUGCAUAGGCCUGCCACCGCUUGACGGGAGCAGCACGCUUGUCAGCAUCGAGCGGUGCCUUCGACUCGCUGCGCCCCUGCAAGAGGUGUACAACCACCUGCGGGCAACCCUGCUGCCGUUGUUGGAGAGUGGAAAGCUGCGAGUCCUCGACUCAAGAAGCUACGCGGGAACGCUCAGUGGCGUGACGCUCAAACUGGCGGAGGGAGCCGGAGCAUCCGACAGAGAAGUGCUGCUGCGGUUCAAGGGACACUUGGAGGACAGCACUCGGCCGGUUUUGGAGGAGCUCGCUGUGGCACUCUCGUCGCUGUAUCCUGCCUUAAAGGCCGUUACCUUCCAAGAUGUUCGCAGGCCUCACCUUCCGGACCAAGUGCUCUACGGAAAGGACUUCGUGCUGAUGACUCUUGAGGGGUGCCGCUACAGAACUACAGGACGGACUCGCGAAAGCUUUGCAGGGCGAUGGGAUUUAAUGCACGAGGUGUCGGCAGCGGUGGCAGAAGCAGCAAGAGGUGGUAGAAGGCGCCUAUGGACGGCAUUCGAAUCUGGUGGCAUCUUCGCUGUCCUGCUCGCUCCUCGCUUCGAGAAGGUGAUCGCGUUUGCCGCAGGCGCCCUUGAUGCUGAAGAGGCGAGAAAAAACUACGUGCUGAACGGCUUGCAGGUGUCGGACGUGGUGGAGUGUAAAGACAGCAGGUGGGGAGCUCACAUCAAAAGCAAUGAACGCGGCAUUGCUGCGAACACAAAAGCGCAGGGCAGUCGACGUGUUCUGGGGAGGCUGUGUGGCUUUCAUGUGGUGGCGGCGUACAGGAGUGUUGCAGCCGCUUUUGCCGAGCACUUGGGCAUUCAAGGACACUGUGAAAUGCCGAGAGGAGAAGCGCAGAGGGAGCAAGCAAGCGGUGUAGGGACACCAGCUGAGCUGCAUUGCGCAGACGAAGAGGCUACGGGCAUCCAAGGCUCAGAUCGGACGGUCUUUGGUGAUGCUACUGAGAAAUGGAGGCAGCGACAACCAGAGGCAGCGGCUGCAGCAGGCCGAGAUUCUGCUGCCUGCCCCUCGACCGUCAGGAAGACUGCCGAUGCUGCGGCUGAGGCUACUGCACGCCCUGAUAUUCUUCUAUUAGCGCCGUCCAGGGGAGGCUUGCCCAAGGAGACGCGACGCUGGCUCAAGGAGGGAGCAGUUGCUUACCUUGUGUAUGUCUCGCAUGAGCAACCAGCCUUUGCAAGGGAUGCAAAGGUUCUUCUCGCCUGUGGAUACGAGUUGGAGUACUUCCGCGCGUUUGACGUCUCUCCCCACAGAACGGAGGUCUUGAGUGUUUCUUCAUUUAGUAGGAAGAAAGCGGAUGCCGCAGCUCUGUGGCAACCUUUUGCCACGCCCUCCCCACGCGGCUAUAUUUCUGUUACGCGAGUCUCUUUAGCGUCCCAGGGUCCUUCCGGCCUAUCAGGGAAACUUUUUGAUCUACUAGAUGGUAGGCAGUUCCCCGAGCUGGACAGAACAUUGGAAGAUUCGGUAGCAACAGCGCGGAAUAUGUAUAUGGCACUAAGACUAAGAAGGAAAAGUUACGUAGUAGGGGCUGUAGAGUGCUCUACGGGAUAUUUCGCGGCUGUCUCAUGA